UUUGCAUAGAUUUGAAAUGCAUGAGACAAACAGUCUGAAAGAAUACGACUCUACAAAUGCAUAUUAUUCUUGUAGCAGAAAGAGUAAACAGCAACUUUUGCACCGCACUGAAAAGGAAUUCGAGACAUCAGGCCGACAGAAAAGAGGUUCAAUCUGUGAUCUUUUUGACACCGUUUUCGAACAUCAAACUCCUUUCAAUUCGGCAGUGAAAUAUGGCAAGAAGAUUAAAGACGUUUUGAAGUUUUAUCUGAAAAAAUGCAUGUCUUUGCCCAAAUCUGGAAUGUCACAGACGCAUAUUCAGCUGAUCUGUGAUCAAUUGAAAAAUCAAGACCAACUGAGAUUUGCUGUUCGUGUAGAACUGGCUUUACCAUCUUCGGAAGAAUCAGGAAAACGAGCUAAAUACAUAGCUAUAAUCACGAAAGCCGAGUCACCUGGAGAAUCUUUUAGCAGAAAUGCAAUUUUUGGCUUCGAUUUAGCAGAGAACGAAUUGACAACAAUCGGAAUCAGUUUUCCGAUUGUUAAUGGAGUGAAGUUGAGUUUCUACGGCGACGGGAAAUUGAUGAUUUUUUCACCAAGUGACAAUUUCUCUUAUGUCUUCAGGCCUGUUUCUGUUCAAGCAAUGUGGUAUUGUUUCCAGUCAUUAGAACGAGUCAUAUUCGAUUCUGAUUCAAAUAGCUCAAAUUAUUGGAAGAUGGAUCAGAAUGGGACUAUAGAAUGGACAAACUCUUACAAAUUUUCAUCCAGUGAGGUGUUGCUGACUGAAUGGAAGACCUUUCCGGACCAAGAAUUCGAGCACACUCUUGCAUCAUCUCCAAUGAUACGAGCCAUCGUGGCAGACGAACUCUCGGAGACAGAGCAAAUCAUCCUGUCGGCACUUCGUGAUUUGAUCCCUCUGUUCGAUCUAGACGAUAUCACGCCCAAAGCACUUCGCCUGGCUGUACAGGAACACAUUGGCCUUGACAAUCCAAUUCAACUCACGCAACUCAAAUCUACUUUCGACAAGCUAAUGAUGUUCACGUGCAAUCAAGCCGAAGCACCUAGUCGAAUUUUUGAUCACGUUUACUUGGGAAACGAGGGAAACGCGACCAACCGAGAUGAGAUGAAAAAACUUGGGAUCACACAUGUUUUGAAUAUAUCAAAUGAAAUUGACAAUCUGUUUCCUCACGACUUUGAAUAUAUGAAAUUACAAGUUGACGAUGAGCCGACAGUUGACCUUAUGAAACAUUGGCAAACAAUGACGAACAAGUUUAUAGAAUCGGCCAAGAAUAAAAAGGGAAAAAUUCUGGUUCAUUGCAAAAUGGGAAAAUCGAGAAGUGCGGCAACAGUGGUCGCCUAUGCAAUGAAAACAAAAGGUUGGACGGACAUCGAAGCGCUAGAGUUUGUAAAAACGAAGCGACCAGUCAUCUGUCCAAAUCAGGGAUUUCUUGGUCAGCUUCAUAUCUACUCGGGAAUAUUGGAAGCAAAUCGCCAUAAAAUAAACCCUCUGUGGAGUGGGUCGAGUGUUGAAGACGAUGGAAGAAACACGGGGAUUGAAAGAACGAGGAAGGAAAAUGUUAAAAGAGUUAAAUCUCUUGACUGUAAUGUUUCUCGCGCGAGACUUGCAAAUCUCGCCGUUUCCUCACACGUUCGCAGGACGAAAGAAAAAUUCGAAUCUGGAGUAUUUGACUUCUGCUUCCAAGUUCCGAUAGAUUCUAAGCUCCAAAGCGCUAUGAAAGGUAAAUUUAACUCGACGAUAGGUAAAAAUGCUGGCAAUUUACUCUCGUCGAAACCGAAGCAACCUCUGGCUUUUCGUAACUCUAUAAAUGUGCAGUAUUGGGACAAAAGUCCAAAGAAUUCAAUCGAUGAAGACUCGGAGGCUCAGAGAGGAAGUGAAAACGAAGUUCUUGAAGACGUCCAGAAACUGACAUCGGGAGUAGUCAAGAAGAGGACCAGCGAAAUUCUAUCAUGGAUUGAUGGUCAAAGGAGAAGUCGUCCCGUCAAUCAAACAAUCACGUGGAAUGGUUCUGAGUAUCAUUGUAUCGAAGAUAAGUGUCUAAAUACAUCAAAUGCUCACAUAAAAUCAUCAGAUCCGAACAUCGCGAAAAAUUUAUCAGGAAUUCAAUUUCUUAUUGAUUUCUUCAACCAUCUGGGUGCUAAGUUUGAAUCAUAGAAGCUAAUCAUUCCAUUACUUUAUGAUAAUUUUAUCAUAAUUGCUGCCAAUGUACAAAUCUGACCGCCAAACAAAGAUUAUUUCUAUUGAAACGUAAAAUAUGCUUGGUGCUGUAAGUUAAACAUUAGAUAGAUAAAUUUAAAUGCUUGUUUUUGUAGUAGUUUCUCAAGCAAACGCUUAUAUAUUAUUUCCAGGGCGCUUUUUUCCACGUCUAACUCGCUUAAAUUGGUGCACAACAAACUGGCACUAUUCUGCAUCACAUUUCAACCUUAACAAUAUAAUAGCAUGUGCUGUAUCAGCUUUAUUGAAGGCUAGUGGUUUAAAACAGCAAGGUUAUAUUGCGUAGUUCGCAACCCGCACCGUGCGCCCAUGGAUUCUAAUUGAUUAUAAUGGAUUUCCGAGACAAAAAU
Molecule: messenger RNA, 2559 nt
Organism: Symsagittifera roscoffensis
Lineage: Eukaryota; Metazoa; Xenacoelomorpha; Acoela; Convolutidae
Product: protein phosphatase Slingshot homolog 3-like
Exons: 12
Coding region: 17-2149 (710 amino acids)
Biological process (GO): protein dephosphorylation; actin cytoskeleton organization; negative regulation of actin filament polymerization
Cellular component (GO): cytoplasm
Molecular function (GO): actin binding; protein tyrosine/serine/threonine phosphatase activity
Source: RefSeq, a predicted model, not a curated record